Adineta ricciae is the source of this 2067-nucleotide messenger RNA. NCBI's taxonomy places the organism in Eukaryota, Metazoa, Rotifera, Eurotatoria, Adinetida, Adinetidae. The record is from the annotation of a GenBank genome assembly.
AUGGAAAAUUCCAAGAAGCUUACCAAUUGUCGAUUACGGCGGUCGGUAUUGAUGCGUGAAGGUAUUUCUCUUCUUGUUAUUAAAGAUCGAACCGAAUUCGAAAUGAAGAUUCUUGAUUAUGGGAAAAUCCAUCAGUAUCUUAUUUUUCAUUGUGAAAACUUUCUGCAAUGCAUAAAAUAUUUCAAGAAAGCUUCAUCACAACAUUGUAUUAUUCUUUUAUUUAUCAAUUUCAGCAAUGAUCAAAUACAAACGAUGCUUUCGCAACUCCAUUCAUAUCGGCAACUUCAAGCUAUUCUUACUUUACAGUUACAAAAAGACAAAGCGAACGUCGAAAAUGAAAAUCGCAUUGAGACGAAGCCAAGUAAAACUUUAGAAAAUCACUUGAAAUUAAUUCAGAACUUUGAUCAAUGGGAUUCACUCUGCAGCAAUUUACAAAACCUUAUCAGUACUACAGAGAAACAUAUUAAUGAUACAGGCCUAAUUUCUACUUGCAAUUCAGCAGAAAAAGCAUUACGAAAUCUAAAACAUGAUUUGGGUGCAUUCGUUUGGACACAUACAUUUCGAGUACUUUUUAUAAACAUGCCUCAUAAUUCCAAAGAAGCGAAAUUUCAAAUGUUACGAGAAUGUCGAAAAUGUUUUUAUCAUCAACCUUCUCAACUGAAAGAAAUAGACGAAUUUCAACGAAAUUAUCGAUCAUGUGAUGCAAUUAAAUGGUAUACAAAACCAGGUUUUCUUUCUUCUCUGGUGAACAAAACUCUACGUUCAAAUAAUGUACAUGCUUUGUAUACAUUCCGAUAUUUUAUCUUUGAUCUAUGUGAAAGUUUAGCGUUGAUACGAUAUCGUGAUUUGAAACCAUUUUUUGUAUAUCGCGGUACAAUACUACAUCGUGAUGAGGUCGAACAAUUAAAAGUCGAUUCAACUGUAUCGAGUAAUGGCUUUUUCUCUUCAACUUACUCUCGUCAAAUUGCUUUAGCAUUCGCGGAUUCUGAUCGAGAUCGAUCUCGAACAGAUCCAUAUCAAUUCAUCCUGUUUCAAAUCAACGUUGAUCUCCAUCUAACACCUGAUCUUAUCGGUGCAGAUAUCAGACAGCAAAGUUUCAUAGUAGACGAAGAAGAAUUCUUAUUCGAUCUCGGAACAACAUUCGUCAUCACUGAGAUUUUCUAUGGUGAUUUAGAUCAUCUGUGGCAUAUUCAAAUGACAGGAUCAAAUGAAGCAGCACAACGAAGUCGCGAAUAUGAUGCUUAUAUGCAUCAACGACUUUCGGAAACAAAUGCGACCAUUUUAUAUGGUCGUGUAUUGGCUCAUAUAAGUGAAUAUUCAUUAGCUGUACAACAUUUUCAGCGACUUUUACGAAAAUUACCUGUCAAUCAUGAAGAUCGUCCUAAUAUACAUUAUCAAUUAGCUCGUAUGUAUCGUUUUUUAGGUAAACAUCAACAAGCCAUUCAUUAUUUCAAAUGUGCAAAAUUGUUGUAUCGUCGAUUAUUACCUCAACAUAGUUAUGAGUAUGGAACAGUUUUAGCCGGUUUAGGUACUGUUUAUAUGGAAUUGAAUGAUUCAAAAAAUGCUUUGGUUGUACUUGAACAAGCUACUUUCUAUUAUAAUUGUGAUUCGAAUAAUUAUAAUACUGAAACAAUUUUCCAUUUCAAUCGACUUAGCUAUGCAUAUUAUCUCGAAAAGCAAUACGAUCGAGCAUUAGAGUUAAACUACAAAACAUUGAUUUUUUACAAGAGCAAAAUGCCUACAGAUCAUCCCGGACAUGCACAAACUUAUCAUAAUUUAGGAUUAGUACAGCGAGCAAUGGGUAUGGUGAAUGAAGCACUUGUUUCUUUUAAAGAAGCACUUCGAAUGCGAGAAGUUCUACUUGCUCCCACACAUCCAUAUGUCGCUCGAACAUGUUAUCAAAUAGGCUUACUUUUCGAAGAAUGUAAAGAUUAUUCUUUAGCAUAUGAAUUCGCUUCCAAAGCACUUCGUAUUCAGCAACUUAAACUACCAUCUGAUCAUUCAGAACUCGUUUUAUCGAAUGAACUUGUUGAACGGUUAUCAAUCCUUAAUAAUAUGACUGUCUAA